Molecule: messenger RNA, 1874 nt
Organism: Dryobates pubescens (Downy woodpecker)
Lineage: Eukaryota; Metazoa; Chordata; Aves; Piciformes; Picidae
Gene: STRADA
Product: STE20 related adaptor alpha
Exons: 13
Coding region: 100-1395 (431 amino acids)
Biological process (GO): protein phosphorylation
Molecular function (GO): protein serine/threonine kinase activator activity; protein kinase activity; ATP binding
Source: RefSeq, a predicted model, not a curated record
ACACGCAGCGUCUCCUGCCGGUAAGCGGCGGCCGCAGCCGGAGGAGCGGGUUGCCCGUCCCUUUCCCGAGCUGCGUGUGGUAAGACAAAGGCGGAUUCCAUGUCUUUUCUUGUAAGUAAACCCGAACGGAUUAGGCGGUGGGUGUCUGAAAAGUUCAUUGUUGAGGGCUUAAGAGAGUUCGAGUUGUUUGGAGAGCAGCCUCCGGGUGACUCUCGGAGAAAAACAAAUGAGGCGAGCUCCGAGUCGAUAGCUUCUGCCCCUAAGAGGGACACCAUGAGCAACUUCCUACCUGACAGCAGCUGCUAUGAGUUGCUCACUAUCAUAGGAAGAGGCUUUGAAGACUUGAUGGUUGUGAACCUGGCCAGGUAUAAACCCACAGGAGAGUAUGUUACAGUCAGAAGAGUCAACUUGGAGGCCUGCACCAAUGAAAUGGUCACCUUCUUGCAGGGGGAGCUUCACGUUUCCAAGCUCUUCAACCACCCUAACAUUGUGCCAUACAAAGCAACAUUCAUCGCUGACAACGAGCUGUGGGUCGUGACAUCUUUCAUGGCCUAUGGUUCUGCAAAAGAUUUGAUCUGUACCCAUUUCAUGGAUGGGAUGAGCGAACUGGCCAUUGCUUAUAUCCUCCAAGGAGUACUGAAAGCACUUGACUACAUCCACCAUAUGGGCUAUGUACAUAGGAGUGUUAAAGCCAGCCACAUCCUGAUCUCUGUGGAUGGGAAGGUUUACCUCUCUGGCCUGAGGAGCAACCUAAGUAUGAUCAACCACGGGCAGCGGCUCAAAGUUGUUCAUGACUUCCCCAAAUACAGCAUCAAAGUCUUGCCUUGGCUCAGUCCUGAAGUCUUGCAGCAGAACCUCCAGGGGUAUGAUGCAAAAUCUGACAUUUACAGCGUGGGGAUAACAGCCUGUGAGCUGGCAAAUGGCCAUGUUCCCUUUAAAGACAUGCCUUCUACUCAGAUGCUCCUAGAGAAGCUGAAUGGAACUGUUCCCUGCCUGCUAGACACCACCACAAUUCCUGCUGAUGAGCUAACCAUGAAAACCUCCCGUUCAAGUGCUAACUAUGGGAUGGGUGAGAGCAUGGCUGUCAGCAAUGUGAGAGCAGCCAAUGGAGAGCCAACCCUGCACCCUUACCUUCGGACCUUCUCCACCUACUUCCACAACUUCGUAGAGCAGUGCCUGCAGCGGAACCCUGACUUCAGGCCAAGUGCAGGUGCUCUGCUUAAUCAUCCCUUUUUCAAGCAGAUCAAACGCCGUGCUUCUGAGGCGCUCCCGGAGCUGCUGCGCCCCGUCACCCCCAUCACCAACUUCGAAGGAACGCGGCCCCAGGACCCCAGUGGCAUUUUCGGGCUGGUGUCAAACCUGGAGCAGCUGGAGGUGGAUGACUGGGAAUUCUAGAAGAACAGGGACUACACCUGCUUCCAGAGGAGCUUUCUGGACAUUGUAAUUUAUUGGCUCUGUUCAUAAAAGGUGACGAAUGUUACGCCCAGGAGAGUUCACAGGUCCUUGGGAAGGAGCUGAGCUGCCUGUUUACUAGAGGAGCCUGGAAACAAAUGGACAGACCUGAGCUGGGAAAGGAUCAGCCCCAAGGAACUGUGGUGCAGUGGCCAGAGCCCCAGCUGCUGCAGCUGAGCUCUGGUAGAUGACUUGAAUGGGUUGAGUGAGUCUGUGUGGUUAGUCUCUAUUUAUGUUUUUCUACAGAUCACUGGCUUCACCUCACAGCUGAGGGCUGCAUGUCCCUACCCUCUUAGGAUCUUCCUCUUUUAAGGGUGCCUUAGAGUGAAGGGGAGGCAGGCAGCUCCUAGUUUUGGGCAUUCUCUUAGAGCUAGUCAGAUUACUGUUACAGUGUUGUCACAGGGUAAGUUGGGGGGGUGGGG